Molecule: messenger RNA, 893 nt
Organism: Myodes glareolus (Bank vole)
Lineage: Eukaryota; Metazoa; Chordata; Mammalia; Rodentia; Cricetidae
Gene: Igll5
Product: immunoglobulin lambda like polypeptide 5
Source: RefSeq, a predicted model, not a curated record
CACUAGAGGGUGCCUGCUGCUGGUGGAAACAAGAGACAACCUGGGGUUUGGCUACACAGAGCCAUUUGCGCUGGCACAGCUCCUGGCCAUCAGUGGAGGAGCAAGCCUUUUUUGGCCAGGAAACCUACCCUGCAAGUGGGGCCAGAGUUACCUUUGAACAUUAGGGAUAAUGGAACUCAGAACAGGACAGUCACUGGGUACCAUCCCCAGGCAGUGCACAGUUCUCCUCCUGUUGCUGUUGGUGGGCCUAGGAGGUGGUGUACUUUCUCCAAGCUCAGCACGAAGGAGCAGAGCCACAGGCCCUGGAGCUUCAAUGAAAAGCAGCAGACCUAGUCUGUGGGCCCUGCCAGGCAGGUUCCUGUUCCAGACCAUCCCACGGGGCACAGGCCCCAGGUGCUGGCCCCAUGGGUUUUCAUCUGAACCCCAGUCAUCGUUGGUCUUUGGAGGUGGCACCCAGCUCACAGUCCUAGGUCAGCCCAAGUCUGACCCCUUGGUCACGCUGUUCCUGCCUUCCCUGAAGGAUCUCCAGGCCAGCAAGGUCACACUGGUGUGUCUGGUGAGCGAAUUCUACCCAGGCACUUUGACGGUGAACUGGAAAGUGGAUGGAAUCCCUGUCACGCAGGGUAUAGAGACAACCCAGCCUUCCAAGCAGACUAACAACAAGUACACAGCUAGCAGCUACCUGACACUGACCUCUGACCAGUGGACACCUCACAGCAGAUACAGCUGCCAGGUCACUCAUGAAGGGAACACUGUGGAGAAGAGCGUGUCACCUGUUCAGUGUUCCUAGACCAUGAUCCUCCCUGAAGCCUCAGGGGCCUGGAUCUGAAGUGCCGGAAUAAAGGUCUAUUUUGCCCGCCCCCCACUCUCUCUCCUGUGCCCAAUACUCAAUA